This is a messenger RNA of Aureobasidium subglaciale EXF-2481, 2116 nucleotides long. RefSeq lists its product as uncharacterized. Bases 362 to 1717 code for a protein of 451 amino acids. The transcript has a single exon. The record is from RefSeq and is a predicted model, not a curated record. NCBI's taxonomy places the organism in Eukaryota, Fungi, Ascomycota, Dothideomycetes, Dothideales, Saccotheciaceae. Gene Ontology annotation, molecular function: intramolecular lyase activity.
GCUUGCUUUAUUGGAAUGAGAGCUUACAAAGCGGGCACCUGUCCCUCGGGCAGAAUGACGUGCUGUUUGUUUCCGAUUUCCAAAUUCUAGAAGCUCUCCAAUCAUCGCUACAAUGAUCUGUUCUCCGAAGCGGAUGUGGGCAUAGCCGUGGCCAGCAACGCGAUACGCUGGAGUGAUCAAUUUGUAAUAUUCAUGUAAUCUACACGUAACGCUCCUAGACAUCCGCCCAUGAGGAAGCCCUCACUAUCCGCGUAGAGGGGAAGGAAAUAGGACGGGCGGAGCUCUCGAACUGGCUUGGCAAAUGUGAACACCAUCAUGAGAGGAUUGCCAUGGUGAAAGUCGUCCUCCAACCUUCACAACAAUGUCUAGCAGCACGAUGGCCACUCCUUGCCGUACAGCCAUGCGGCUACUUUCAGCUAGAUCGAGAUGCAUGCUACAGAAUCCUCGUCUCAAAUCGGCUUUGCCGCAGGCUCGCUACUCGUCAAGAUACAGCAACCCGGCAGCUCGCGCCACCGGCUCGACCAUCUCUGUCAAAGCCCCUUCUUUCCUUGACCAGCAUCAAGAGGCCGUCGAUUCAGAGGAUGCAGAGCACCGCCCGAUCAAUCCGCUGGACGAACUCGCCGCUCGUCGCGAAUUUGAAGCCAAACGCUCAAACGCUAUGCAGCGUAUGCGAUUUGCCGCCGUUGGUCUGCUCAUGAGUGUCGCCGGUCUUACCCUCACCCUUUACAAUCUCGACCUGGAUGAGUUGGAGAAGGGAGCAAACAAGAAAAAGGCCCAAUUGGAUGCCGGCCCGGGCGCCGAGGACUUCCAGGGUCGUCACGUUCACGUUAUUGGUGCUGGCGACGACAAGAGAAUUGUGGCAGAAGGUGACCAAGAGCUUGAUCUAGUCAGUACGGGUAGUGGUAGCGUUCCCUACUUCCCUCGUAAGAUUUUCUUGCCCGUCCCUGGCUCAGAGACCGCAAAGUCCGAAACUUCUCAACCCAACUCUCGAGUCAACCCUGGCAACGUCCAAAACCAAGAAGAGUACGCCCUAGUCGGUCUUGGUAUCCGCACUGUGACUUUCCUGUCUAUUGAAGUCUACGUCAUGGGCCUCUAUGUCCGUACGCAAGAUAUUUCAGCUCUUCAAGCUCGCCUUAUCCAUCUGAUCAACCCCAAUGCUUCUACUCUUGUUCCCGGCGAAAAGGACGGUCUCAAGCAACGCAUGCUCGAUCCCGACACCAGUGUAGAGAUUUGGGAGCAACUACUGCGCGAAGAAGGCAUCCGCUCAGCCUGGCGUGUUGUUCCUUCCAAGAACACCGACUUUGCUCACUUGCGUGAUGGCUGGGUCAACGGUAUCAAGCGCGCAACCAAUGAGAUCACCAGAGUGAAGCAGCAGAACCCCGCCAUCGUCACUGCGGACUACGAGAACGAGUCCUUCGGAGAUGCCAUGCGUGACUUCAAGGCCAUGUUCAGCGGCGGUCGCACUCCCAAGGGCUCUGUCGUUUUGAUGUUGAGAGAUGCACCAGGCUCCAUGGAGGUACUCUUCGAAGAUCCGGCCAAAGCUACCGGCAUCGAGAGAGUUGGCAAGAUCGAAGACCCCAGAAUCAGCAGGCUGAUUUGGAUGGGAUACCUGGCAGGCAAGAAUGUCAGCUCGGAACCUACGCGACAGAAUGUGGUUGAUGGGUUCGUUGGAUUCGCUGGACGUCCUGUCGGCUCCGUCGAGACCAUGGUCGUCUAGACUUGCAUAUACAACCGCUGUUAUACGACGAACAUGUGUAUCAGAUGAUUCUCCUACAUCGGCAAUAAUUGCAUCUGCUGAAUUUCCAAAUCACGUCGAGUCUUGUACUCCACUUCUCACCCUAAUCCUCCUCUCUGUCCAACGUCGACAUCCUUGAUCUGAAAUGUGCUAGACACUUGGACUGAGUAGUAUGGGUUCAUGCUGUUGUUGCAUAGCCUCCGCUAGGGACAUAGACAUUGUGAGUAAAAUCGCAGGUUUUGCUCGAGUAUGACUGGCUCUGGAGUUGGAAGGAGUCGGGUUAAUCAGGGAUCAUCUAUCGGACGACCAAAGGAACAGAUUACCGGCUGUCCCAAACAACGCGGGAGGUAUAUUCACAUUGCAUCUUGAGCGCGCGAUCGU